Tuber aestivum (summer truffle) is the source of this 999-nucleotide messenger RNA. NCBI's taxonomy places the organism in Eukaryota, Fungi, Ascomycota, Pezizomycetes, Pezizales, Tuberaceae. The record is from the annotation of a GenBank genome assembly.
GGCUUGUUGGAACCUGUUGGUAUAUCCUUGAGGCGGUGGAUGGAUAUCUCAAUAGACUUCAAACUAGCACUACCGGUAUCAGAGAGGUGUACCAAAAUUUGGGUAAUCGUAGAUAGCUUGUCGAAGAUGGCACACUUUAUACCCUUAACUACAGAAAUCCCCAUUAAGAACGUAGAUCUGAUAUUCGUAAAGGAAAUAUGGCGGCUCCAUGGGCUCCCAGAAUCUAUUAUCUCUGACAGAGAUAGCCGAUUCACAUCCAAGUUUUAGAUGAGCCUGAUGCCACAGUUGCAAUUGAAACUAUGGUUAUCCACCACUUUCCACCCUGAGACUGAUGGGCAGACUGAAAAAGUGAACAAGACCUUUGAACAAUACUUAAGAAAUUAUUGUUCAUAUCAACAGGAUGAUUGGGCAUCGCUACUCCCCUUGGCAGAGUAUACAUACAAGACAUCCACCUCCGAGUCAACCAAGUUAUCUCUAUUCGAGAUUAACUAUGGAUUUAACCAAUGAACCACCUGGUUGAGUAUAGUUUCGGAGCAGCGAGGUAUUCAGCCCAGUAGCCAGCUAUUGGUCAGGAACUAGCAGAGUGUCUGGCAAGAAGUCCCAGAUACAGUUAAGCGAGCUUAAGAGAGACAAAGGAAAUGGUAUGACCAAAGAGGGUUGCCAUCUGUGGAAUAGGGUACAGUUGAAGAUAUAACCAACGGUAGGGCAAAGAGGGCUGAUCACUUGAUCCUAAAUCGAAAGAACAUCCGUACCAAGGGACCUAUGCGGACGUUAGACCACCGAAUGUUUGUGCCCUUUGUGAUCAAGCGUAAGGUUGGUAACAGAGCUUAUGAACUCCAAUUGCCUGCCCGCUGGGCCAUCCACCCGGUAUUCAAUGUCGGACUUUUAGAACCCGAUCGCGAGGGGGUUAGUCGCAAAAGAAUAAAGGAAGUCCCGAUUCCCCAGAGAGUAGACAAUGAGGGCAGCUACAUUAUCGAGGCAGUAGUAGACAGUCGAUGG